This is a messenger RNA of Cottoperca gobio, 740 nucleotides long. RefSeq lists its product as uncharacterized. Bases 77 to 706 code for a protein of 209 amino acids. The record is from RefSeq and is a predicted model, not a curated record. The transcript has 7 exons. NCBI's taxonomy places the organism in Eukaryota, Metazoa, Chordata, Actinopteri, Perciformes, Bovichtidae.
CUAAAAGAUAAAGCAUACACACUGCCAUAUUACUGGACUAAUCAUUGUCCUGUUUGGAAUUAUAGCCACACCUGCAAUGACUAGAAGUUUAACCACCUUAAACCAAGCACUUAUCACAGUUCAGGGUGAACAGCAAAGCCGUGUGAUUUCUUUCAUCAUCACUUUGAGUUUGCUGGUCGUCAUUGUACUGGUGACCUUGUUCAUCUGCCUUAUGUUCAAAAGACACAAGCAGAACAAAAUAGAUCCGCCGGCCACAACAACGGCUAAAGAGGAAGUAACAUACAGCACUGUUAAGAAAAAGAGAAAGACUUCAAGCCAUCUUCACCAGGCUGAAGAAGCAGUAACAUACAGCACUGUUAAACCCAUGAGAAGAACUUCAGACCAGCGGUCCGAUGCUAAGAGGGAUGUGGACGUGAUAUACAGCUCUGUGCUUCAUGUAGAACAACACACUGUACACACGGUAAAUUUGAAGAGAUUCAAACCCAGACUCACACUUUUUCUCACAUACUUUAGGAUACAGAGUGAAGCUUUUUCCCAAUAUGUUCUAGCCACACUAGCAGCACGGCAAUAUGGAUGUAAAUGUCAGUCUGUCUGUCUGUUGGUGCACCACCUUUGUCAAAAUCACAACAGCGAGUGGAUGGAUUAUCAUAAGAAUUGGCAAAGAUGUUCCUGGUGUCCAGAUAAUGUAUCCCUACAAAUGUGGUGAUCCCUUAACUUUUCAUCCAGCACCAUCAUCAGAU